This is a messenger RNA of Salvelinus fontinalis (brook trout), 2548 nucleotides long. Its product is annotated as homeobox protein Meis2. Gene Ontology annotation, biological process: positive regulation of transcription by RNA polymerase II; embryonic pattern specification; brain development. Bases 1201 to 2178 code for a protein of 325 amino acids. The record is from RefSeq and is a predicted model, not a curated record. The transcript has 9 exons. Gene Ontology annotation, molecular function: DNA-binding transcription activator activity, RNA polymerase II-specific; RNA polymerase II cis-regulatory region sequence-specific DNA binding. Lineage: Eukaryota; Metazoa; Chordata; Actinopteri; Salmoniformes; Salmonidae.
GGCACACCGACUAUACCCACAACAUAACAAGUAAGCGUCAUGGUCAUAAAUGAUACUCAAAACGCAUCCGAUAUAUUUACAGUGAGGUUAGGCCUAUAUAUGAUUUGAUUAGAGAUAAGGUUUGAUGGCUUGAUGGGUUCUUAGUUUAAAAUAUUUUGGAGAGAAAACUAAGAAUGAGUGAUGAUAACUGUGCAACUUAUGUAACUUAUGUAUAACCGCGUAUUUCUUUCAGCCUAUUUGCAAUAGUGAAAACUAGAACAAGUUAACCUUUGUCGUCCGCCUUAACUCGGGCUUUUCGUACUCUUAUUACACAACGUUAAAGGUCCGCGUUGGCAUGUAUAGUAAAACGCUAUUUCGGGUCGGAAUACAUUGCAGAUUUGCACAAAUAUUACGCUUUUUGUACUUUUCUUUUUGCCUUUCUCUUAUCGGCGAAUGGAAUUGGCUGGGAGUGUAGAAGCUGUGUUGUUUGGCUCCCCCGGAGUUGAAGCCGUCCUUGUGCAUACUCUGCAUGUCACAGGAUUUGGUCUCUCCUCUCUUUCUGUAGCUGUUGUAGGACUGGCUAUGUCCACCGCUACUUCCGGGUUCCGUCAUUUCAGUCUCCCGCCGAUCAGCGCAGCAAACUGACUCUGUUCUAUAAGCAAGCUAGCAGCCAACCUGCCAACACUCGCUGACACUCACUCAUCUCAGACCGCGAGAUAGACUAAAUACCUACGGGGGAAAGGAAAGAUCUGAAUUGCAAUCUCUUAAUUUCUUUUUCUUUUUACAUUAAUAAUAAAACAAGAUAGCGAUCCGGAGGCACAAAGUGGACGCGGACUUGCUGGAUGAAAACGGGCAAAAAAAAUUCACCCUCUCUUGAACAUCAUCACCAAACAUCAUUCAUUCAUUACCUUGACAACUCCUGGCUUUGAUUGACAGUUGGAGUGGCAAAAAGCCAUGAGACACGACAGUUUAGUUACAUGCAGGUUGUUGAUGGGCCGAUUGUAACCUUCAGGUGCUGCUUUCAUUUUUUUGGGGGGGAGAGGAAAACAAGAAAAAUUGCACAACUCCUGAUGCUUCGGCUUGUACUCUACCACAUUGGAGAAUAGGAGAAUUUGCAAAGAAAAGUUGGUUGAAAAAGGAAUCCUACCAGUAAAUCACUUUCUAACCGGACUGGGAUAUUAAAUAUACGACACAUCCAGGAGUUUAUUGGAGAGCAGCCUGAUGGCGCAAAGGUACGAUGAGCUGGCCCAUUAUGGUGGGAUGGACGGAGUCGGGCUCCCGGCGUCUAUGUACGGAGAUCCGCAUGCUCCACGGCCGCUACCCCAAGUCCAUCACUUGAACCAUGGACCACCGAUCCAUGCCAGCCAGCACUACGGUGCUCAUGCACCCCAUCCCAGCGUUAUGCCCAACAGCAUGGGCUCCGCUGUCAACGAUGUUUUAAAGAGGGAUAAAGAUCAAAUUUAUGGUCACCCAUUAUUCCCGCUGCUCGCGCUGGUUUUUGAGAAGUGCGAGCUGGCGACGUGCACUCCGAGGGAGCCAGGGGUAGCAGGCGGCGAUGUCUGCUCCUCCGACUCCUUCAACGAGGACAUCGCAGUCUUUGCCAAACAGGUCCGAGCAGAAAAACCUUUAUUUUCAUCAAAUCCAGAGUUGGACAAUUUGAUGAUACAAGCCAUACAAGUAUUACGAUUUCACCUUUUAGAAUUAGAAAAGGUGCACGAGCUCUGCGACAAUUUUUGCCACCGGUACAUCAGUUGUUUGAAAGGAAAAAUGCCAAUAGAUCUAGUUAUUGACGAGCGGGAUGGCAGCUCGAAGUCAGACCAUGAAGAGCUCUCAGGAUCUUCGACCAACCUAGCCGAUCACAACCCAGCUUCCUGGAGAGACCACGAUGACGCCACCUCCACACACUCGGCCGGCACACCAGGGCCCUCCAGCGGGGGCCACGCUUCACAGAGCGGUGACAACAGCAGCGAGCAAGAUGGUUUAGAGAACAGCGUGGCGUCCCCUGGCACAGGCGAUGACGACGACCCGGACAAGGAGAAGAAGAGACAGAAGAAGCGCGGUAUCUUCCCCAAGGUGGCCACCAACAUCAUGAGGGCGUGGCUGUUCCAGCAUCUCACGCACCCGUACCCCUCUGAAGAACAGAAAAAGCAGCUAGCCCAAGACACAGGCCUCACCAUCUUACAAGUAAACAACUGGUGAGUCAAGUCUUCAUAUCCUAUCUCUGCCACCAGCAUCGCUCUGCCUUUCAUUUUCAAAAGCCUUUUCCUCCCUCUUCCCACUCAGCAGCCAAGAUGGCUAAGACUCCUAAAGUGUGAAAACCGUUUAUGUACACUCCCCCCUCCUAACACACACAUACUCACACACAGACAGAUACAGACACACACACACAUACAAACACACACACACACACUACCUCUGUGGCAUCCCUGAAUGCGAGCUAUCAGGAUGUUACGGCUUUAUCUACAAAGUGUUUAGCAUUAAGUCACCGGUCUCUGCUGUUUGAUAUACAUAUAUUCCCUUUGAUAUGGAUAAAGGAAAAAGGAGCGAUCAUACACUACCCCCCCCCACC